AUCGUUGUUGUUGGCAGUUGGUCAAACCAAAGACUAAACUUUUGGAGCUACCAAAAAAUUUCCAGUGGAUAGCGUCAUUGCGCAUUUCGGUACAACUUCAACACCGCUGACAUUCAUACCACCAACUGACACAACACCCGGCGUCGCACUUCGACCUCAACACAAGUCAAGAACCCUCAGGCCCGACUUUAGCUGCACCAACCCCCAUUACGAGAUGUUCGGAUUCCAACCGCCGCAGCUGUCUCAGGAGGAGAUCCGCGAACUCGAAGAUGCUGCCAACUUCACCAUCAAGUCAUUCGCUGGUGCCGCUGUUGCGCUGUACUUCUGUACGUCUUUCGUCAUGUCUCUUGUGUCCUCUCCAAAUGGCGUUGCUGAUCCUGCCCGACAGCCCCCUUCGUGAUCGAUGCCGUCUCGAGCUUCUUCUAAGUGACCAAAUGGUAUCGGCGAUGCCGCAAAGGAAUCAGAUGGAAGCCCAUACAUUGUAUAAUAGGAACGCGUCUUGACACUUCACUGGUACAUCAUCUCUGGUCAGGGUAUAUGGGCAUCAUGGAUAUGGACAGGCGUCAGGUCCGGCCAACGAAAAAGGGGCAAACUCCUUGCAGGCUGUAUAUUACGUGUAUAUUUUGUGCAUAGAAACGGACAUCCAUUCUCACCCA
This is a messenger RNA of Truncatella angustata, 656 nucleotides long. RefSeq lists its product as uncharacterized. Bases 215 to 400 code for a protein of 61 amino acids. The record is from RefSeq and is a predicted model, not a curated record. Lineage: Eukaryota; Fungi; Ascomycota; Sordariomycetes; Amphisphaeriales; Sporocadaceae. The transcript has 2 exons.